GAAUGAAACAGAGCGGAGGAGACGCGCAUUUUCCGCAGCGCUGCUGCUGACUCCGCACGCGUCCAGCGCGCAAACUUUCACACAGCGGUUUCCCCCGUGACUUGGCUGUUUUUUUGUUGUUGUAGUUUUUUUUACCAGGCAUCCGACAGCCUUGUGUAGUGUUGUUUUUUUUCGACGCUACUUUGGAGCAGAGACUGAGUGGAAGUGGUCUGCCGAGGAGUCGCGGAGCAGCGGAUCCUGCUGCGGAAUCCUCGCAGUUUCUCCGUGUUUUCUGCCCAAACUUCCCCCGGAGAGGGCCCGCUGGGCUGUGGAGUGAACUAGCCGCUGGGGUUUGGGCUGCCCUGCGUCACUGCAGCCUUCAAUAAUGUUGGGGCUAACGUCCCGGCCCCUUCACUUCUGACCCAACAUGGAGCUGAAAGUGUGGGUGGAUGGAGUCCAGAGAGUGGUGUGUGGAGUCACCGAGGCAACCACCUGCCAGGAAGUAGUCAUCGCUUUGGCCCAGGCAAUAGGUCGUACAGGGAGAUACACUCUGGUAGAAAAAUGGCGGGACACGGAGCGUCACCUAGCGCCUCACGAGAGCCCCGUGGCGUCCCUGAACACCUGGGGCCAGUACGCGGGUGACGUCCAGCUGAUUCUGCACCGCACGGGCCCGUCUCUGACGGAACGGCCGCCCUCAGAGGGCCCCCCCCUCAGAGUGCCUGAGCGGGGGCUGCAUCGACAGAGUCUCCCUCCUCUCGCCAAGCUUCGUCAUCCUCACGAUCACUCCCUUCACCGCCGCGAACCCCGACGCAAGUCUCUCACGUUCACAGGCGCCCCCCGAGGCCUGAGGGAGAUACUGAGCGGAGGCCGACUCGGCGACACCGAGGGCAAGCGGAGACUCCUCCUUGGAAAUGGUGGGAAUCACCUUCGCGGGGGUCCGGUCAUCGGGGCCUCUUCCCCCGGCCUGUGGGCCUAUCGGAUGGAAGAUCUAGUCAGACUGGUCGGCCUACAAAGAGAGACUCUGAAUGUGCUGGAGAAGAAGCUGGACGCCUACGAGGCCGAGCUGCGCGUCUGGGUGAAAGCUCAAGGGAGCCGAGGUGGAGGGUGCAACGUAGAGCUGCUGGGGGGAGGCGGGGGCUUGAUGGAGGAGAUCCUGAGGCUGGAGAAGCACCUGAGGAAGAAUGAGGUGGAAAUGGAGGAGGAAGAGUUUUGGGCCACUGAGAUGCAGAUUGAGCUAGAAAGUGAAAGACAGCUGGAGGAGAGGCUGCAGGAACUACGAGGACGCCUUAAGGGCUGUGAGAUGGACAUUGAAGAUAAGCUGGCUAUGGUACAGGGCGUGGAAGCAGGCUUAGAGGAGGAGAAGCUGCAGAGAGAGCGGCAGGAGAACCAGUGGAUCAGUGAGGCAGAGGCCCGUGCUCAGGUCCUCAGGGUCAAGUCAGAGUUGAAGACUCAAGAGAGACAAGCGGUCCAGCUGGAGAGCAGCUGCAGGGCUGUGGACAGAUCACUCGGACAGAGCAGCAAGAAACUUGAGGACAUGCAACACGACCUGGAGCAGCUGACCAAGGAGCUGAGGCAAGUGAACCUCCAGCAGUUCAUCAAGCAGACUGGAACCAAGGUCACGGUGCUGCCCGCUGAACCCAGCGAGGACGACGGCACCAGCAACAGCCAUGCUGCAGACUUGGUUCCGAUGACCGGCUCAUUGAAGCGGCCUGUGUCGUCCCACCUCAUGUCCAGUCACCUUCGUGUCCUCCACAGCUCUCUCAGCUCUGGUCUGAACCCAGAGGGGAUCUAUGUGUGAUCCCAGAACUGAUUUCUAAGUAAGUUGUCUAAGGAUGCCUCUGUAGCACACAACUAUGCAUUUUUUUUUUUUUUUUUUUUGAAGGAACUCUUUAGUUUGAAGAUAUAGUGAAAAAACAAUCGCUGAAUGGAAGUCAUGGAGCACUUGGUUGAAAUGAGGAACGGUUUGAAGCCAUGGCGUUAGACAAAAACCACUGCAACAGCGUCAUGUCCAAUGGUGCACAGUUACUCUCUUAAACACUUGGCUGUUGUGGACCUUCAUAAGCAUAUCCACCUGGUGUACUUUCCUCUAACUUUAUAACCUACUGAAUGAUUUGUAUUGUUGUCUUUAGCAUCUUGAUUAAAACGUUUGCCUUUUGGACAGUAUUCCUGGGAAUCUUGCUGUGUGACUGCUAUUUCUCAGCAUUUUGGUUCUUAAGUGAAGGAUCCUCUUGUGCUUGUAGUGAAACUGUGAACAAUGUAUUCCUGUGCUCUUGUUGUUCAAGUUAAAUCUAUGCACAAAUGGUUAAUAGUUUUGUUACUGAAGAAUGUAACUCUCUGUACUUACCAAAAUCAUGGCUUACUGUAAAUGUUUUAAUAUUUUUCCGCUUUAUUUAGUGAGUUAGUAUAUUUUUAUUACAACACAGUGCAUAUGCGGUUGCAGAGCUGCAGCCUCUCAUUCCAGCAGUAGUGGCUGCAGAUUUAAACAGUCCUCUCAAGCUGUUUUCAUGUUGAGUAAUGACUCCAGUAUACUUUUGCUGAAUGUAAUGUGCUUGUUUUUUUUUCUUAUGUAUCGUAUGGCCAAAGAUUAGCACGUCUUGUAGCAUGAUUGUGUUGGCCAUAAGUCAAUGUGCAGCGUACAUACAGUCCAGUAAAUCAGCUCAGUUUAUCUAUAAAAUGGUGGCUGUAAUCAUAGGACGGAUAGCCUCUGCUACACCGCGUGUGAAUCAGUGAAUUUAGAAUGGCUUGUGUGUUUGUCUGCAUGCAAGAUUUAACAAGGUCUGAAGCGCCUCGUAGACUGUAGAUGGACUGUGUUAGUGGGAAUGACUGUGAUGCAGGAAGUGUGUGUGUGUGUGUGUGUGUGUGAGACACAAUAGCCAAGUUAUGAAGCCUCUAAUGUUGUAGUUUAGCUGCUAAACACAUGAAAGUGCCUUAUAUUCAGUCCACUAAUGGAGUUGUCAAAUAAUGUACAGUAAAGAUUUAGUGGGGCUUUUGAAAGAAUUAUCAUAUCCAAUUCAGAUCAAAUGUCAUUACUUAUUUAUACUUAACUGCAACAAAUGACAAUAAAACACAAACUUUUUGUCUUUUAUUUUUUGUCUUUUUUUUUUUUCCUCUUUUGUACAAAUGUCAAGGAACACUUCUGUUAUCCUGUGCUUCUGGACUUUGCCACUGUAUUAUUGUUACCGUAACACUAUGUGCUGUAAAAUGUUCU
Cololabis saira (Pacific saury) is the source of this 3187-nucleotide messenger RNA. RefSeq names its product ras association domain-containing protein 8 (gene rassf8a). The transcript has 6 exons. Gene Ontology annotation, biological process: signal transduction. The record is from RefSeq and is a predicted model, not a curated record. Lineage: Eukaryota; Metazoa; Chordata; Actinopteri; Beloniformes; Belonidae. The coding region runs from base 407 to 1777 and encodes 456 amino acids.